CUGCCCCGGCAGCCGGGAGGCGGCGCGGAGGUUCCGCGCCUGCGGUGGGGCGCGGUGCGGGCAGCCCCCGAGCCCAGCCCCGAGCGAUGCCGGCCGCCGCGCCACCGCCGCUGCACCCCGCCGCGGGCUCCUGCUGCCCCUAUGGCCACUGCGCGGGGCGCCAGGCCUUGUUUGACCAUUCGCCACACAACUCGAGCUCAAAAGUAAAAGAGAGGAAGCUACAAGGGACGUGUCCUCCUCUUGGUCGUAGAAGCUAUGGAAAAGCUUGUUUGCACGAAAGCAGUCAGAGGUCCCCGCUUUUUAAUCCCCGCAAUGGUUUUCACACUUUACAUUCAGAGCACAGUCCUGUGAAGCCACGGAUUAUCACAGUGGUGAAACCUGGUGGCCACACGCUCAGGAGGAUAACCUUGCUUCUCAACAGGAGGUCGGUCCAGACCUUCGAGCAGCUGAUGGCCGACAUUUCAGAGGCUCUGGGAUUUCCACGCUGGAAGAAUGACCGUGUGCGAAAGCUUUACAAUCUGAGAGGCAGAGAAAUCCAAAGUGUUUCUGACUUCUUCAGGGAAGGUGAUGCAUUCAUAGCGAUGGGCAGAGAGCCCCUCACCUUGAAGGACCUGGAAGUGGUGUUACAAGAACUUUACCCUGAAAACCCAUACGCUGCCAGUGCCGUCAUUCAGCAGAAUGAGGAGCAGUCCCAGAAGCUGAUGAGCAGGCUGUAUGACAAGGCUUCCAAAGUGGACGGUGGCUUUGAUGAAACAGAAAUUGCCAAGAACUGCAGCAAUGGCAUGUCUCCCAAACUGGCAGCCGGACAUAAAGGGAAAAGUCAAGCCAAGGCAAAGCAAGAGGAAAAGAUGAGAACAAAAAAGAAGUGGAGUAGGGAGGGCUGGGAUGGAGAGCAAGGGGCGAAGCCUUCUAGGAAGAUCCGAGAAAGCGAGAGGUACUUCAGCCGUGAGAGGAGCCCUGAGGAUGGGUUAGAAGAGAGCUCGGAGGAGGUGGUGAGAUGUGAGAAGUGCGAACAGGAAAGGCAGGCCAGGCAGAAGUUAGAACGGGAAAGGCGGGCUGAGGCCUCAUUAGAGAGCAGAGACCUGACCGCGGGUGCGUGUCAGAGGUACCACAUAGAGAGAAAUGCAAAAAUCAGGAACUGCCGGAAAUCCUCAGAAACCUGUCUGGAAGGUGAGGAAGUUGGUUGGAAGGAUAAUAGCUGUAGGAGGACGUGGAAGCCCCUGCUUAGGAAUGUUAGUGAAGGGCUGGAGAAACAAAAAAGGAGCAUCGAGAAGGAAAGGGAUGUGGAGAAACAUGAAAGCCAUGGGAAGGAAGUAGUGAAAAUCAAGAAGAAUGCUGUAGAAGGGCUGCAGCUAACUCGGGAAGCGAAGGAAGAGAAUGGAAGUAGCUGCAUAAUGAACCAAAGUGGUUGGCUAAAGAAAGACACUCCGAGGGAUGCUGAGAAACCAUCUAAAACACAUAGAGAGGGACAAAGAGCUAAAGAGGAGGGUGCCAGAAGAGAGGGGAAUAUCGCAUGUAGAGAGAGUGACCUGACGCGACGAGAGAAAACAGGGGAGCGCAGAGCCAAUAAGGAAGAAAGCAAGGCUCAGGGGUUGGAAGGCACAAGCCGGAGGCAUGCCAUUAAAAACAGAACUGAUGUGGAAAAACACUACGAGAUUGGCAGAACUAUUGGGGAUGGGAACUUUGCAGUGGUGAAGGAAUGUCGCCACUGUGACUCCAACCAGAUCUAUGCCAUGAAAAUCGUUGAUAAAUCCAAGUUGAAGGGGAAAGAGGACAUGAUGGAGAGUGAAAUUCUGAUCAUCAGGAGUCUCUCUCAUCCCAAUAUAGUAAGCUUAAUUGAAGUGUAUGAGACAGAAGCGGAGAUCUACCUAAUCCUAGAGUACGUCCCAGGAGGGGACUUAUUUGAUGCCAUCAUAGAAAGUGUGAAAUUCACAGAGCAUGAUGCUGCUGUCAUGAUCACUGACCUGUGUGAAGCGCUGGUUUAUAUCCACAGCAAGAACAUUGUCCACAGGGACCUCAAACCAGAGAAUCUUUUGGUUCAGCAUAAUGCCGAUAAAUCUACUACACUGAAACUAGCGGAUUUUGGCCUUGCAAAGCAGGUGACGAAACCCAUAUUUACUGUGUGUGGAACACCGACGUAUGUUGCCCCUGAAAUCCUUGCUGAGAAGGGCUAUGGGCUGGAAGUAGAUAUGUGGGCAGCUGGUGUGAUCCUUUACAUUCUGCUCUGCGGUUUUCCCCCUUUUCGCAGUCAGGACCGUGACCAAGAGGAGCUGUUCCAGAUCAUACAGCUGGGUCACUAUGAGUUCCUUUCCCCAUACUGGGACAAUAUUUCUGCAGCAGCAAAAGACCUCAUAACCAGGCUGUUGAUAGUGGAUCCCCAGAAGCGCUACACAGCACGCCAAGUACUGCAGCACCCUUGGAUCAGAACAGCUGGGAAAACCAACAGCAGGAAUUUGCAGAAGGAAGUGACCAUAAACAUUGAGCGUCAUUUCCGGGCCCAGCGCCGGAGGGAAGCUGCUGCUGAGGACACCUGAAACCCCUUCAAGCUUCUUUAGUCUUCUUUCUAUCAUUAAGCAAUUAUUUAUGUUUUCUUUUCUAAAUGAAUCGGGCCUUUAGUGUAUAGCUGUUGCUAGCUAUCACCAUGCCUUUGGGGGUUGUGAUUCUGAAGAAGGACAGAGAUUGAUUGCAUCC
This is a messenger RNA of Pezoporus flaviventris, 2691 nucleotides long. RefSeq names its product doublecortin like kinase 3 (gene DCLK3). Gene Ontology annotation, molecular function: protein kinase activity; ATP binding. The record is from RefSeq and is a predicted model, not a curated record. The transcript is spliced from 5 exons. Gene Ontology annotation, biological process: intracellular signal transduction; protein phosphorylation. Bases 87 to 2534 code for a protein of 815 amino acids. Lineage: Eukaryota; Metazoa; Chordata; Aves; Psittaciformes; Psittacidae.